Cuscuta campestris is the source of this 1235-nucleotide messenger RNA. NCBI's taxonomy places the organism in Eukaryota, Viridiplantae, Streptophyta, Magnoliopsida, Solanales, Convolvulaceae. The record is from the annotation of a GenBank genome assembly.
UAUACCGGGGUGGUUGGAAUUUUGACCACCACGUGUCAAUCUAUAAAUAAAUACGGAGUAAUAGAAACCCCUAAGUCAGGAGUUUGGAGCUCAAAUUUUACAUGAGAGAAGAUGGCUGGUUGCGAUUCGCAGAAACAACUGCUAACCCUAAUUCGAGACUUCGCAUCCGAAAAAUCUCAAGGAGAGAGGAGAAUCGCGAAUCUGAAGAACCGAAUCGGAGAGCUUCUAUCUGAGAUAGAUGCUGCUCAUGCGAACCUUGAAGAAGCUAAGCAGGUCAAGGAAUCAAUUGAACAAGAGCUAAAAGGAAAUGAAGUAGAAUUGGGCAUGAGCGGGGCUUCAAUUCAAACUCUCGAGAUACGGAUUGCUUCUACCCAAGAAGAGAUAUCAGCCAUUGGUUCUAGUCUAAACACUCUUAAGGAUGAAGAAAGCACAUCAAGAGAGGAUUUCAUAAAAAGGAUGGUUGAGCUCAAAACAGAAAUUAGGAAAUUCUACGAGGCAAUAGGUUCAGCUUUCAGCAAGAGAAAAUCAAACUCUGAUUCAGAUAAGCCCAAUAAACUAGCCAAGAGGAAUCUUGAGGAUAAGCUUGCUCAUCUAGUUAGCCAGAUCACUAUGGAGGAAGAAGAUUAUCAAACAAUGAAGAAUGUGCAAAAGCAGGUCGAGGAAGAACAAAGUAUUGUGGCCAGGAGAGCAAAGUUGAUGGAGGCAGUAAUGAAGGAAAGCAUCAAGCGGCAGGAGUUGAAUAAAUAUCCUCCCUCCCUCUCUCUCUCUAUCUCUCUCACAUACAUGUAUAUAAUUAUUGCAAGAUAAUUGGGAGUUCUAUAUAAUGCAAAUGCUACACAAUUAGCUUGUGCAGUGGCUUGAGAAGAACUCUUGCAGUUAUUUUACUUAAUAUUUUCGCAUUGUCAGAUGCUCAAGAACUAUGUUUUACACUUGACUUGAAGCAAGAAGUCUAUAGUGUUGGAGAAUCAUUGUGCAUUCCUCGGUGAAGAGCUGCAAGGGAAAUUGGUGUGUCCGAAAUGUCACCAAGACAAUUCAAAACACUUGGCUGGCAUUCUUGGCCAGGUUAAUGGUUCAAACUAACUACUUGUAAUUGCAGACCAUUAAAAAGAUUUAAUGGUUCUGCUGAAACCUGGAGGUUUUGAUUUCCCUUUAAAGUUUGUACUAUACUACUAUGCCUAGUGGCUUUGAGGACGAAAUUGAAUCCCAAUACUUUUCUAUAAAUGAAUUACUCCCCU